ACGACCAAACAGGAUAUCCGGUCAAACCGGAAAACGAAGAUGUCUUCAUUCUUCAGGUUGGAGGCUUUUCUUCCUAACAAUGUAAAUCAGAAUGGGACAUUCACUUCAUAACAACAUCGAUGGGAAAGCAUAUAAACUUAAAUAUUUGUUACUUUCUUUUCUGAAGAAUAGUAUUUCCAAAUAUGGAAGUUAUGCUUCCGUGAGUCGCUAAGAGGUGUUUGUUAAUAAACAGUGUCACGAACGGCUAAGUAAGUGCGCUAGCUCCAAAGUCGAGUUCCGAGCCACCUGUCACCACAAUAGCCUUCUGAAUGGCCAGCAGUUAGAGUUCCAAGCCUAUUUUAAGUAUACGGGUUAUUUUGCGUCAAGAGCCCGAACACGGAGCGAGGAUGAAUGGGUUUUCUUUGAGCGAAAUAUGCUGGCUCUUCUGUUGUCCGCCCUGUCCCAGUCGCAUCGCUGCAAAACUAGCUUUUCUUCCACCGGAGCCCACCUACUCCGUCCAUACCGAUGCUAACGGUGCCUCGAGCUUGCAUUUAACCGAACGAGCAGACUGGCAGUACUCCCAGCGUGAACUCGACGCAGUGGAGGUAUUCAGCACCAGAAGUACUCGGGGCAACAGGGUGCAAACGAUGUUUGUGCGUUGCGCGCCCAACAGCCGGUACACGUUACUAUUUUCCCAUGGAAACGCCGUGGACUUGGGACAGAUGUGCAGUUUUUACAUUGGCUUGGGCUCCAGAAUCAACUGCAACGUGUUUUCUUACGACUACUCGGGCUAUGGAGUCAGCACUGGCAAGCCUUCUGAGAAGAACAUGUAUGCUGAUAUCGAGGCGGCCUGGCAAGUCCUGAGGAACAAGUACGGGGUAACACCAGAGAACAUCAUCCUCUACGGUCAGAGUAUCGGCACCGUGCCCACCAUCGACCUAGCUGCUCGCCAUGAAUGCGCAGCCAUCAUCCUGCACUCGCCGCUCAUGUCGGGGCUUCGAGUGGCUUUCCCCAACACUCGCAAAACCUACUGCUUCGAUGCGUUCCCCAGUAUCGACAAGGUGUCCAAGAUGGCAUCCCCAGUGCUUGUGAUCCACGGUACAGAGGAUGAAGUGAUCGACUUCUCCCAUGGCCUAGCCAUGUACGAGCGCUGCCCACGUGCCGUGGAGCCACUCUGGGUGGAGGGAGCAGGCCAUAAUGACAUUGAACUCUAUGCACAAUACUUGGAGAGACUCAAGCAGUUCGUUUCCUUUGAGCUCUCCACAUCCUGAGUGGGAGCAGCACACACAGGCCAGGGUUCAGUUCAACAAUCUUCUCGUGUGACAUUCCGGUGUCUUUGGAGACACUUGAGGGAUGGCAUGAAAGUGUUGAAAGUGCACCUGAAAGUGCAAGUCAACCGAGGCCGGGAUAGACAUGCCAUUCCGAUGGCUAUGGUAUCGCCAAACUUGAUGCUUUUAUCUGUAUGGGUG
Hippocampus comes (tiger tail seahorse) is the source of this 1448-nucleotide messenger RNA. It is a transcript of the gene abhd17c, whose product is annotated as abhydrolase domain containing 17C, depalmitoylase. The transcript has 3 exons. Gene Ontology annotation, biological process: protein depalmitoylation; regulation of postsynapse organization. NCBI's taxonomy places the organism in Eukaryota, Metazoa, Chordata, Actinopteri, Syngnathiformes, Syngnathidae. The coding region runs from base 387 to 1250 and encodes 287 amino acids. Gene Ontology annotation, cellular component: endosome membrane; plasma membrane. The record is from RefSeq and is a predicted model, not a curated record. Gene Ontology annotation, molecular function: palmitoyl-(protein) hydrolase activity.